Molecule: messenger RNA, 764 nt
Organism: Quercus lobata
Lineage: Eukaryota; Viridiplantae; Streptophyta; Magnoliopsida; Fagales; Fagaceae
Product: protein transport protein SEC31 homolog B-like
Exons: 3
Coding region: 1-411 (136 amino acids)
Biological process (GO): endoplasmic reticulum organization; endoplasmic reticulum to Golgi vesicle-mediated transport; COPII-coated vesicle cargo loading
Cellular component (GO): COPII vesicle coat; endoplasmic reticulum exit site
Molecular function (GO): structural molecule activity
Source: RefSeq, a predicted model, not a curated record
AUGACCGCUGGUAACACAUUGGCUGCUACUCUUUGUUAUAUAUGUGUGGGAAAUAUUGAUAAAACAGUGGAAAUUUGGUCAAGGAGUCUUAGAAUUGAGCACGAAGGGAAAUCCUAUGUUGAGCUUCUUCAACAUAAUUUGGUACUUGAAGAGGAUUUGAUGGAAAAGACUGUUGUCCUUGCCUUGGCAACUGGGCAGAAGCGAUUUAGUGCAUCUUUGUGUAAGCUUGUUGAAAAAUAUGCUGAAAUUUUAGCAAGUCAAGGGCUUUUAACAACAGCAAUGGAGUACCUUAAACUUUUGGGCUCUGAUGAAUUGUCACCUGAACUUGUGAUCUUAAGGGAUCGAAUUGCACUCGCUACAGAACCUGGUAUAAGCUUCCACUGGAUUAGUUACCCCUGCCUGUUUUGGUAGAACUCCAAGAUGUCCGGAUGAGAUUGUUAGGAGAAUUCGAGUCACUGCAUCCUAUGAGGACCCCAGUUGGAGUGGCAAGUUGCUUGAGACAUAUGAUACUCAAACUGAUCAAUUCCGAAUUGCUUCAUGCUGCUGGUACAAUUGUUAAACUACCUACAAAGUACAACUUCUAUUAUCUGCAUUCAAAGAAAUCACAGGAUUCAUUGCUUUCCAAAGCAAUUCUCUGCUUUUUAUAAAAAUGUAUUUCCUCACUCUUCCCUUCAUUUAUGUUGACGCUUUGAGCUCUGCUUUCCUUUGAUACAGUAGCUUUCGGCAAAAAUAUAUUUCUCGGACACUUAAAAGCCUUUCUGAUU